UCUUUGUAUAUAGAAGUAUUGAAGAAGGAAUUUCUCCUGUGACAGAAAAAGACUUGAAGAAUAGGGAUGUAGUGUGAGAUCAGCAGAUCAAGUCUUGGAAAACUGGUGCUGUCAUGUAGGAUCUGCACUGAAAGAGGAAGAGAUUUACAGUCAGCAUAUGUGCAAUCAACAUAAGGUGAAAUUAUUCAGGUUUCUACAGAUCUUUAUAAGGAUAGAUUGUUUUCUGCAAACUGUGCCUCAAGUGUAAAACUCCAGAUUUUGUGAAGCCUGUGCUGCAAUGACAAUGGAUGUUCCUUAAAGCUUUUGUGAGGACAUUCCUGUUGUGCCUGUGUUGGCAGGUGACAUGUGCACUAUAUUCCAAGGGCUGCUUCAGGUGAUGGAUCCUGCCAUUCAGGAGGUCUUGUUCCUUAGGGUGUGCUGAUGUUUCACCAGUGAAUUGGUCCAGUAUCAAGUCAGACUGAAAAAUGCCAACCCCUCCAACCAAGGAACCUCCUCUGCUCCACUGGACCAGAACUGGGCAUCCAGCCUGAAGAACUGCUUCAAAAGAAUGUAGAUAAUUUCAGCCUUCUUCCAGUCAGUAAAGACAAGCUGUUCAUAACUUUUGGAUUGGGUGAUCACCCAUUUGGCCUAUUUAUUGUUCUCUGAGAUGUAUUAAGAUGGCAUUUGCCUAAGCCAGGUGAGAGGAGAGAAGGGAAAGGUGUAUGGUUUAUCAAAAUCAGAUCCUGUUCUUGAAGGGGUUGAGUGACUGUUAGAACAGCAGCACAGCUUAAAUACCUGGAUUUUGCUUUUAGGUGUGUUGCAGCCUGACCCAAGGAGCCAGUCUGCAGUUAAAGAGUAGGAGAGGAUACACUGAGUGCCUGUUGUUCCUACGACUGUUGGGGAUAAAUAGCAGGUGUGGAGCUGCUCUUGUCCAGGCUAAGGGUUGUGAUGGUGUUGGGAUAGGCUCUCCUUCUUUCAUUCUGCUAGCACUAUGUGCAGAAGUUUGAAGUGAGAGCUGUGGCUACAGUGGUUUGGACUAAAUUCAUGUGCCAGUUACAAUAAUUUUACAAUCCUUGUGUAGCAUGUACUGGGAUACCAGUGGCUGCUAGAGCUGGGAGUUGUCUCUGCAGGAGUUUGGUUUUGCUAUGGGGCUGGCAGUACUCAGGGCCAAGAGCCCAUUGUGCUGCUGAUUUUGAAGUAAGCUACUUCCUCAGAAACUACUGUCACUCCCAGAAUGUUAUUUCCAGGCUUGCUCAGGCAUUUUUCCCAACACAAGGAUGUAUCAAUCACACAUCACAGAGCACAGAUCAUGUGUGUACAAGGGACACAUCUGUACAGCACUUUUCUAAGAGGUAAUAUUUAGGACCUUGUUGUUCCAGUGUGCAUGUUUCCUUGUGAUUUAUGAUGCUUGUAAAUAAGGGAAUGUGUUACAUUUUUGGAAAUUUGCCUUUAUGCAGAAGAAUUAAAGACUUGAACUUUAAAAAUCCUUGUUAGUCUGCUUUUGCAGGUGUGUUGUCAGUUUGAUUAUAAAAGGAAUAUGUGGCUUCAGUAGUCCUUUCUUGUUUGUUUUAGGGUGUUUACUUGGUUUGGGUAGUGAUUUUGGAUUUUUAGUCCUUGCCAAAAGGGGAAUAGAGGAGUCUUCAGAGAUUAAAAUUAGACUCUUGAAGGCAGUUUACAAUUCUGGUUUUGUCCAGCCCCUCAAUUUUAAGGCAUUGUAGCUUAGUGGGAGGGAGCAGCUGAAUCCCAGCACCCAUUCUGCCAUGGAAAGGGGUCCUGCUGGAGAAGAAGGAGCUGCUUGGUGAGAGUGAUGGGCUGCUGAGAAAUACUUAAACUCAUCUUAAGUAUUUUAUGAGUAUUAAGUGCCCUUAAGCUUUUGUCUGUGAUGGACUGGGCCUGCAAUGGAUUUAGGGACACAUCCGUAGGAUUUUCCAAUUCAGCAGUCCUUAAAAGAUCUUUGUAUAUCUUGGUUGAAGAUGAGACUAGACAUAGCAUCACCAAUCUGCCUGUGGCAGUUAAAUUUUGGGCAGAUUUAUUCCCUAAUCCAGAUUCUGUGUGCUUGAACAAGCUGUGGUAGCACAAGGGAGGGAAUGAAACAGCAGAUGAAGUUUGACGUCUGCUAAAGUCAUUUAGCAGACCUCAUAGUGCUGCCAGUGGAUGUAGAAUCAUCCUGUGUUCUAAUUAGUAACCUGAUUAGUCUAAAUAGAGCACUCAAAACUGGAAUGCAGCCUGUCCAUGCACUUGUUUACCUACCCAAGGCUGUCUGACACAGAGCUUGCAAGUGAGGUAAGUGAAGCAGAAGUCUAGCACUCCACCCCCAGUUUUUCCUUUAAUUUUACCCAACUUAAUUAAAUCUCCUCUGCAUAAAUCUGUGCUCGGUUUAUAAUUAAACCAAAAUAUACCCUGAACUUCAGCAGACAAGUUUCAAUUUCUCCCUAAAGUGACAAGUAUCUUCUCUUGGCAUUCUUCCACUGGGAGAAUCUCGUUAUAGAUGAUACAUUAUCUGUGUUUGUGGAAACCAUUCUUCACAGCCAGUUGUGAAAUGCCAGGGCUUGUGUGUACUUUAUUUUGUUUCUAAAACUCCUUUGAGGUCACAGCUGAGGAUAUCUCCUCCCCUUAAAUUCCCACCGUGGUGUGAAACAGCUUUUCUGAAGGAUUUUUGUUGCUGACAAGGACAGAAAGAUGCAGUGCAGCUGUAAUCCCUGAGCUGUGUCCCAGCAGAUAGUUCUGCUGGAUAAACUGAAUUUGAUUUUUAGAUAGUGCUGUGCUCAAAGUCCAUUGUGGCUUCCAGGCUGAAGGGAGGGGAGUUUGUUUGUGCAUGUUUUGAACCUCUGCUGUACUUCAAGCAUGACCUUGGUUCAAGAACACAGUUCUGUUUUCCAUAGUGGUGUGUGGGAAAGGAGGGGUUCCAGCAGAGCAGACUUUUCUGCAGGAAUGUGGAUGUUCAGGCAGAUGCCACACAGAUGUGUGUUUGUACAAAAUUUACUAUAGUAAGCCAGACAACAGGAAUUGAAUUUUUAAAGUAAAAUCUCCUCAUGCGUAGCAAGGCUGAAAUGUAUCUUUAUUUAAAAAAAAAAAAAAAUCAAAAGCAAAUACCACCUGUUAUUUUGUGCUCAGAAAGUUUCUCCAAAACCAUUGCUGCACUUCGAUAGUUGCUUUAAUGUUUUAAGCUGAUUAGAAAAACCCACCAAACAAAUUUUUGUUUGCUACUUCUGCCGUCUGUUUUACCAGAUGGAGACAUGGUUUAGCCAUGGACUUAGCAGUGCCUCAUUAAUAAUGGUUGUACUUGAUGAUCCCACCUUAAUGAACCUGUUAUUGUAUGGCUUUUUCAACCUUAGUCAUCCAUUGUAAGGCCAGAAGAAAACCAUCUCUCUGAAGUGUCCCACCGGUCUUCAGGCUGCAAAUGUAUUAUUGUUUAACGCUGUUUGUGUUCUGCUGGAGUUCUUCAGGUUGUUUCCAAAUUACUGUUCUAAAAUGAGUGUAUGCCCAGUAGUGGGACCAGCGGGAUGUCACUGUGCAUGUGUAAGUAAAAACUCCAGAAAGGUCCAUGGACCAAGUGACCACCUCGUGUCGUUACCCAACCUUCUUCGCUAUUUUUAGGGAAUUUAAAGCCACGUCAUUGUGAAAUUUAUGUAUUGACUGUGUGGAGUGGGGUUUGAACUGCCACUUGAACUACCCUGUGCGCUUCAUGGACUGUACAGCCUUGCCGGGGACCGUCAUCCUUCAUAUUUAAAUCGCGGGAAUUUGUAUUUUUCUUUUUGUUUGGGCUGGAUUUUUCCCUGUUGAGUCCCGCCGCCACCGCGCGCCAAAACCGCGCGCCGCCGCGCUCGAUUCUCCCGCCAACACGCCCCGGGGGCGGGGCCGGGCGGAGCGGGCUGAGCCAUUACCCUGCCGGGGGGGCGGGCGAUGUGUGUGAGCGUCUGGGGGCGCGGGGCGGCCGCUGCGCUUUGCCUCUCGCCCCCCCCCCCCCCCCGCACCUAUCCCGUGGAUGCGCCCCGCGGGGAGGCGGAGCGGGCGUGUCGCUCUGCGCCGGCGGGAGAUGCGAAGGGCCUGAGCGGGAAGGCGGCAGCGCUCCCUCGGCUCUGCCUCUCCGCCCGCCUCAGCUGCCCUCGCCUGCCAGUCCGUCACCGCCCGGCUCUCCUUCACCGACCUCCUCAGCUCCCCGCGCCCGGCUCUGCCUGCAGGCCUCCCUCCCGAGGAUACCCCGCGCCAUGUCCUUCCGCCAGAGGAGCCCGCAUGGCAGCACGAAGAGCAGCCCUCAGCACCCCCCGCGCUGGGCCCAGGCGCGGAAACGCGGCGCCGAUGGGAAGCGGCGGAGGCAGAACGAGCCCGAGUCCUCAGUGUUUGAGGAAAACGAGCCCAGGCCUGAGGACAGCCGGCUGGACAGUUUUACAACACCAGAAGGUCCUGGACCCCUUUCCAGAUGUUUAGACUGGGCAACUGCAGUGGAAGAAGAUGAAAUGAGGACCAAUGUUCACAAAGAAAUUGCAAGACACAGAAGAAAACUCCUGAUAAAUGAAUUUUCAAGAGAAAGGAAGUCCUCCUCAGGAAGUUCUGAUUCAAAGGAGUCCACGGUGACAGUAGAACUUGAGACAGAUGAGGUGGUUUUGAUGAGAAGACAAAAACAGAUAAACUAUGGAAAAAACACAAUUGCAUAUGAUAGAUACAUUAAAGAAGUUCCUAGAUGCCAUCGUAUCCCAGGAGUUCAUCCCAGAACUCCAAACAAAUUUAAGAAGUACAGCCGUAGGUCUUGGGACCAGCAAAUCAAACUGUGGAAAGUUGCUCUGCAUUCCUGGGAUCCUCCAACUGAAGGAGGAUGUGACCUGCAGGAAAUUUGUCCUGUUGACCUUGGUGAGAUGGAGACAGAAUCUGUUGGAAGCAAUUCUACUGAAUCUCAAACAAGCUGUCAAGAAAAUGAUGAUACCUGUUCUGGCACUCCCACCAAAGUUAGACAUGUUGACUAUCAAGCAGAAGGAGAAUUUGACUUGGAAGUGUGUUUGAGUGAGCCACUGAAAGAAUUUGAUACUGUGAGUUAAAUAGUCUUGUGCAACCUGUUUUAGAGAAAGUUUCUUUUAAAUUUGAGAGGUUAGCUUGAUCCAUAACCUGUUAAUAGUAAGAAACCUUAAGCAAAGUUGAAGACUGUUCUCAAAGCUGUGAUUGGUCCAGGUAUUCUCCAGACCAAACUUAUAUAAAAUUGCAAUUAAGUUGUGUGACUUCUUGUUAACUUUUAAUUUAUGUAUAUCAGAUUUUUUUAUAAAACUUUUCAAUAGUAAAACUAGCCAAUGGCAGUGCUAUCCUCUAGUAAUUAUAAAUAGCACAUCAAGAUCUUACCAAUUUCCCCCACUCCCUCCCCCACUGUGAACAUGAUUUCAGUUGUCCACCUGCAGAUCAAGAGCCAAGUUGGGGUUUGUGUUUUUUUUUUUUUUUUUAAAUGUUUCCUUGCUUUUAUGUAUGGCUCUUGUAACACUCCUGACCUGAAGAAAUUUAACUCCCUUACCUUAAAAAAACCACUUUUUUUUUUUGCGAAAAUAUUUCAGAAACAAUUGGAAGUUUAAUACCCUCAAGAAAUUGGAGGUCAACAUGGGAAAGUCUAUGCAAUAAUAUUGGCUUUUUUUUAGAAGUAGUAGCCUUAACUUGAAAUUUGUAAAUAGUCAUCAGUCAUUUAUUAAUGCAGUCAAGAAAACAAUGUCUAGAGAAAGUGCUUGAUUCUUUCAGUUUUCUGGUUUUAAAUGUAAAACUGUUGUAAAUGUUACCAACUGUACAGAUUUUCUGCUGAGAGCAGUUCGUGUUUCUAUUGCUUUUGCGUGGGAUGUUGCUGGAAA
Molecule: messenger RNA, 5798 nt
Organism: Onychostruthus taczanowskii (white-rumped snowfinch)
Lineage: Eukaryota; Metazoa; Chordata; Aves; Passeriformes; Passeridae
Gene: SLBP
Product: stem-loop binding protein
Exons: 9
Coding region: 4188-5012 (274 amino acids)
Biological process (GO): mRNA transport; mRNA 3'-end processing by stem-loop binding and cleavage
Cellular component (GO): histone pre-mRNA 3'end processing complex; cytoplasm
Molecular function (GO): histone pre-mRNA stem-loop binding; mRNA binding
Source: RefSeq, a predicted model, not a curated record